Molecule: messenger RNA, 2092 nt
Organism: Pectinophora gossypiella (pink bollworm)
Lineage: Eukaryota; Metazoa; Arthropoda; Insecta; Lepidoptera; Gelechiidae
Product: hsc70-interacting protein-like
Exons: 8
Coding region: 137-1315 (392 amino acids)
Molecular function (GO): protein dimerization activity; Hsp70 protein binding
Source: RefSeq, a predicted model, not a curated record
UUCAUUCAUGUCAAAAAUAUUUUGGCCGGCUGUCAUUGCUGUCAAAUUGUUUGUUUGUCGGUCCGCUAGGUGCAGCGUAGUUCGAUUAUAAAUUAUCAUUGAAUUAUUUUGUGCUUAUCUACUAUUCUAGAACAAUAUGAGUUGUCCAUUCGGCGAAAAGGAAUUGACAGACUUGAAGGCGUUUGUGGAUUUGUGCAAAUCACAACCACAAAUACUUCAUCAUCCGAAGCUAUCCUUUUUCAAGGAGUAUCUAGCUUCCCUUGGCGUACACCUCCCGACACAGGACUUCGGUGCCAAGAACUUCACAGCCUCCGGCGACGGUAAUCCCAGCACCAACAACAAUGCAGAAGAAAAGGCUCAAUCAUCUUCAGAAGAGGAUUCUGAGCCAGAAUCUGAUGUGGAAUUGGACAUGGAAGGAGUCAUACAACCAGAUCCUGUGGAUGGUGGGCAAGUAAUGGGUGACGUGGAGAAAGAACCAUCUGAUGAAGAAAGGGACCAGUCGGAUGAGAAGCGUUCUGCAGCUAUGAAAGCAUUCUCUGAGCAACAGUAUGAUGAAGCCCUUAAACUGUUCACUGAAGCCAUCCAGCUGAACCCGCAGAGUGCUUUACUGUUCGCCAAGAGGGGACAGGUGUAUCUAAAGCUAAACAAACCCAACGCUUGCAUCAAGGACUGCACUCGCGCUCUGGAACUUAACUGCGACAGUGCCGCGGGAUACAAGUUCCGAGGACGCGCUUACAGGCUGCUCGGCAAGUUUGAGGAAGCUUCUCAUGAUCUGUGCGAGUCUCUGAAGAUCGACUAUGAUGAUCAGACCAACGAGUGGCUGGCUGAGGUCAAGCCCAACGCUGAGAAGCUGCGUCAGCACAAGCUGAGUGUGCAGCGUAAGGCCGAGGAGAAAGAGCACCGUGAGAAGUUGCGGCGAGCUCGUAAGGCGCAGGAGGCGCGCGCCCGCGCAGCACGAGCGCAGGCGGCGGCGGGCGCGGGGGGCGCGGGCGGCGGGUUCCCGGGGGGCUUCCCCGGCGCAGGAGGCGGGUUCCCCGGUGCCGGCGGCGGCUUCGACUUUAGCAAUCUGCUAUUUGAUUCCGAAAUUAUGUCCGCUUUCCAGGACCCCGAAGUGGCGGCUGCUUUCCAAGACGUGUCAGCCAAUCCGGCUAACUUCGUCAAGUAUCAGAAUAACCCUAAGAUCUCUGCUGUCAUAGAGAAGUUACAAGCCAAGCUCGGCAAGGGGGGUGCUGGGUUCCCCGGCGGCUUCGGCGGCGCUGCGCCUGGCGGCGGCGGGCCCAAGCCGCCCACCGAUGAUGACGUCGGCCUCGACUAAACCACUAUAAUCCAAACAUCAUUAUCCUAUUUGCGUCAUAGCAACAAAUGAUGCGUAUAACAGCUGUCUCCAUCGCACUAGGCUAUAUCUCUCUGUCCUGCUGUCAUUCGCACCUUGCCUAGAGCGCAAAUGGUAUAAUGUUCAUAUUACUCAAGUACUACUGUAAUACAUAAAACUUAUUCUCAAUGUAAUACAAAUAAAUAGAAUUAACAAUUUAAUGUAUAACGCAAGUAAUGUAUAACUUGUAUGCGCAUUUAUAGGUGAUAGCUUCGUGUCCCUUACAUGAUUUAAUUGAGCUUUUACAAUAUGUAUUCAAUUUUAUUCGUUCUCUUUUUAUUGGCGCCAAAAGGAUUGUAGUAACAAUUAAGGAAGAGGCGAUAGAAUAGUUACAAAAUUAUUACAUUUCACAAUGUAUUUCUUAGUGGUACUUUGGUGCUUAAACUUGAUGCCAUUAUUUUAUUUUUGAUAGGUAUUAAAUUAUAAUUUUAUGAACUAAUUUCUUUCCAUUUAAAAAGUUAAAUUUUCUUGUAGUUCUGUAAAUUGUAACAUGUUUUUGAUGCACUUUUUACUUUGAAACUAAAAAGAGUAUUGGCUAGUCUAAGGCAUUGAUUGAUAACUGUAGGUAGACUGGAUAAUGUGGGCCUUUGGAUAGAAUUAUCAUUAUUGUAAGUCAGCCUGGGAAAUGGAGUUCUUGCACGAAUUGUUACAAGGUGUUUGUCUGAUUUAUGCUAGUUAUUUUUGUAUCUAAAAGUAAUAAAUUGUAUAAGUAAACUUUGA